Molecule: messenger RNA, 1614 nt
Organism: Penicillium verhagenii
Lineage: Eukaryota; Fungi; Ascomycota; Eurotiomycetes; Eurotiales; Aspergillaceae
Product: sugar porter family MFS transporter
Exons: 6
Coding region: 1-1614 (537 amino acids)
Biological process (GO): carbohydrate transport; transmembrane transport
Cellular component (GO): membrane
Molecular function (GO): carbohydrate:proton symporter activity
Source: RefSeq, a predicted model, not a curated record
AUGACUUUGGCGACGAGGCAGAAACAGCCAUACUUUGGUUUAACGGGAGGAUGGCUUACGUUCUGGGUUACAGUUGCUUGCGCAACAGACAUGUCCCUAUUUGGCUAUGACCAGGGUGUUUUUAGUGGUGUUGUUAUCUCACAGAACUUUCUCGAGGUCCAUGAUCUGGUCGGGCCCACGAAGACCAAAACACUUUCCACAGUGACCGCUAUCUACGACAUCGGAUGUUUCUUUGGCGCCAUCAUUGCAUUCACGAUCGGAGAGUCUCUUGGACGGAAGAAGUCAAUUCUGAUCGGAACCACUAUUAUGGCUGUUGGUACCGUCCUUCAGGCAAGCUCGUUCAGCUUAGAGCAGAUGUUUGUUGGACGAGUUAUACUAGGAAUUGGCAAUGGAAUCAAUACUGCCACAGCACCCAUCUGGCAAACGGAGACAUCACAGUUAAAAUGGCGUGGUAAACUAGUCGUUCUUGAGAUGAUGAUGAACAUUGCUGGCUUCUGCCUCGUCAACUGGAUCAACUACGGAUUUUCAUUCGUCGGUGGCGCCGUCGCCUGGCGCUUCCCGCUUGCCUUUCAAUUUGUGUUCAUCUUUAUUCUUGUGUUCACCACGCCCUGGCUCCCAGAGUCUCCUAGGUGGCUUCUUGCUCAUGGGAAGGAAGACGAAGCUAUUGAGGUUCUCAGCUGCCUGGAAGCGAAACCAAUUGACGACCCAUUCAUCGUUGCGCAGUGUCGCGAGAUCAACUUCAGUGUACGCUACGAGCGUGAAAAUGCUAUCCGAUGGAGGGAUCUCUUCAAGACAAAUAAUGCAAACGACACUAAAACCCUCCGAAGACUUGUUCUUGGCGCUGGAAGUCAAUUCAUGCAGCAAUUUGGAGGCAUCAAUAUUAUGUCUUACUAUUUGCCCACAGUACUCAUCAAUUCUGUCGGCCUUAGCGAUGAGCUCGCCCGUUUACUAUCUGCGUGUAAUGCCCUGUCAUACUUGGUUUUCUCUGGCAUCGCGGUGCUCCUAGUUGAAAAGGUCGGUCGCCGAGGCCUGAUGCUUAUUUCAACCUUUGGCCAAUUCGCAUGUUUCUUAAUCAUCAGCAUUCUGCUCUGCUUUUCCGAGUCGAGCGCCCAGGGUGAGAAAUAUGCGUCGGCAUCAGUCGCAUUUUUCUUCCUUUACUACGGAGCCUUUGGUAUCGGAAUGCUGGGCAUUCCAUGGCUGUAUCCGACCGAAAUCAACUCGUUGCCAAUGAGAACAAAGGGAGCCGCUGUCGCGACCGCUAUGGACUGGAUUACGAACUUUGUUGUUGUCGAGAUUACACCAAUUGGAAUUCAAAAUCUGGGUUGGAAAUUCUGGAUCGUUUGGACUGUAGCCAAUGCUUCUUUCCUGCCGGUUCUUUACUUCUUCUAUCCCGAGACGGCCAAUAGAAGCCUGGAAGAUAUGGACGCAUAUUACAGAUCUAAUCCGCCUUUGAUCGUUACCAAGGAUCCGGAUGCCAUUUCUCGACACCGCCCUAUCAAAUAUAUCCAGCAUGAAAUCACGAUUGUUGAGAAAACGGCUGCUGGCCUGGGUUACCCAUCGGAUGGGGUAGUGGAUCAUGUUGAACGACUUGAUGAAGAAAAGGGCAAGGACUGA